AUGUUGCCGCCCGAUCGCUCUUUGCAUGUCAGUUCCAGUGGAGUGAUCAGAGAUGACCAUCUUCGGAGAGCUUCCAAUCGUGAGGAGCGAUUCAUGUCAUGGGCAACCGACCAUCGUCUCGACCUUGAACAGCGAAUCCUUGGGGACCGCGCCGAGCGCCGCGAAUCCCGCUUGCCUAGAAGAUCGACACCGUCGCAUCGUUCUCUGAGAGAUGUCGCUGCAUCGCACUAUGCGCCAAGAGGGCCCUACGUUCCAAUUGAGUUGCAGUCUGCAGCAGAUGGGGAAGCGCGGUCGCAUGCCCGAUCAGAACAAGCACCACAUGGAGCACACUCCACACCAGACCCUGAAAGCCUCCGAUACAGGCGAUCGUGUGGGUCUAAGCUGAAGGAGAAAAGGGUGCGGAGGCGGCUCAUCACGUUGGUCGUAUCGACCGGUUUCCUCAUCCUCGUGGUCGCCAUUUAUCUCGCAUUUGCUGCUUCCAGUACGACAUUGGGUAGGGAGCUUCAGAUCCUUCUCAUCUUCAUGAUAUUAAUCCUCGGGAUUGUUUUCUGUCAUUCUCUCACCCGAUUCCUUAUGGCACUUUUACGACGGCCUGACUCUGAUGUUGCUACGAAUCGCAUACCCAGUAGGGCAGGGCCAGCCGGCUAUGCGCAACCAGCACGUCCUAUCCAUGUUAUUCUGGCCGGGGACGAGGACGUUACGGCCGCGAGUCCUAGCGCCGUGCGCGAAAAGGUCACAGCACCCCCUCCGGCAUACGGUCUUUGGAGAAGUAGCGUGAGGCUAAACCCCGACCUGCUAUACUGGCAGCGCAUCGAAAACAACAAUACGCAAAUACUCAAAGGUGUUGAUAGGCAUGCGAGCAACAAGGCCCGGAUACCACGACCUCCUAGCUACACAUCUGAUAACGGCGUCGACUAUGUGAUAGAAGCGCAACCUCGGUCAUUAACGCAAUGGCGAAUUUCCGAGGAGUCAAGGCGUCAACCGUAG
Molecule: messenger RNA, 987 nt
Organism: Aspergillus sclerotioniger CBS 115572
Lineage: Eukaryota; Fungi; Ascomycota; Eurotiomycetes; Eurotiales; Aspergillaceae
Exons: 2
Coding region: 1-987 (328 amino acids)
Source: RefSeq, a predicted model, not a curated record